GCCGUAAAUGAGAAAAUUAGAAUGUCGCCGGGAACGGAACAGCCGUAAAGGAAAGCCAGGCGCAGGAAAGGCAACAGAACAGCACGCCCUGUCCUCUCAGCUCAGAACGACUGUCUUAUCUCAAAACCCUAACUCUAUCGCUUCUGCUGAUUAUCCCUUGUUUGUAUUUUUCACGAAUUUACAGUAUAAUGUCUCACUCCGUGGCCCUCAGAAAACAAGGUGAUCACCAGCCCGAUGAUGGCUCCUCUGCCACUAAGCUGUCUCGUCUUAAAAUUGGGAUACCUUCUGAGGACGCCGAUAAGAAGUUAUCAUCUCUGGAUGUUGCAGAAUGCAAAUAAGAGAGUUAAAGAUGUUGAAAUUUGUGUUCCAAUUGUAUAUGGUACUAUUGCUUUCUACCUGGGCCGGAAGGCUAGUGAGUCUCAAUCGCAUAAGUGGACGGUCUAUGUACGCGGGGCAUCCAACGAAGAUCUUGGGGCGGUCAUUAAGCGGGUUGUAUUUCAAUUGCAUCCUAGUUUUAACAACCCUAGGAGGGCUGUUGAUUCACCGCCAUUCGAAUUAUCGGAAUGCGGCUGGGGUGAAUUUGAAAUCGCCAUAACCCUCUUUUUUCACAAUGAUGUCUGUGAUAAACCGUUGGAUUUGUACCACCAUUUGAAAUUAUAUCCUGAGGAUGAAUCGGGCCCCCAGUCCACCAAGAAACCUGUUGUUGUAGAAUCUUAUAAUGAGAUUGUUUUUCCUGAUCCCUAUGAGGCUUUUCUGGCACGUGUGCGGAAUCAUCCUGCGGUUAUUGUGCCUAGGCUUCCUGCCAGUGUUAAUCUACCGAGUCCUGUUCCAGUUGAGAGUGUCAAUGAAAAGGGCAGAGCUGAUACCAAAGACCAUCACCUAAGCCAGUGGUUCAUGAAUUUUUCAGAGGCUGAUGAGCUCUUAAAGCUUGCAGCGGCACGCCAGGAGGUGCAAGCUCACAUUGUUAAGCUGAGAAGACAGUUGAGCUUGAUGGAGGGUUCGACUCCGAUGUCAAAACCAGCCUCUGGUUAUGAUUUAUGAAUGUACAUGAUUUUUGUUUAUAUUUGUGAAAUUAAUUUCUUCUAAUAGUUGCAAUACUGAAUAUUGGUCCUGCAUGGUCAUCUCUGUAAAUAAGCAUAUCAUCUCAACACGAAAGCCUCCUUGUAGGUAGGUCGAGUUGAAUCUUUCGAUUUGUGUAAGGCAAGAGAUUGCUCUUAUAAUUUCUCUGGGAAGUGAGUUGUACGUGGUAGUUGCGCAGCAUAAUAGAUUAUCUUGUUUGAUUUA
This is a messenger RNA of Neltuma alba, 1284 nucleotides long. RefSeq names its product transcription initiation factor TFIID subunit 14b-like. Gene Ontology annotation, biological process: regulation of DNA-templated transcription. The record is from RefSeq and is a predicted model, not a curated record. The transcript has 6 exons. The coding region runs from base 235 to 1041 and encodes 268 amino acids. NCBI's taxonomy places the organism in Eukaryota, Viridiplantae, Streptophyta, Magnoliopsida, Fabales, Fabaceae.